CCUAUAAUUAUUGACUUUUCGUCUCCGGAGUAGUUGAGAAAUAAUGAGGGGGAAUUUAUUUGACAAAGUCAAAGUUUGAAAUAUAAAAAAUGAAAAAGGAAAACCAUAUCUUGCAUAACUCAUCCAAUUCUGCUCCUUAAUCCUCUCUCUCUCUCACUAAAUUUCUCUGUUUCUCUCUCUAAGUUAUCAGCUACCACAAAGCAAGGAAGCAGCAGUCCUUAAAGCGCAGUAGGGAAGUUAUCAGCGCACAAAGCAUGGAAGCAGCAGCUGCUACCGCCGUCCUUAAAGUUCUAGUCGAAAAACUCAUCGACCUCUCCAUGAAAGAGAUCUCUCAAAUCCGAGGUUUCCGCAAAAAUGCAGAAAAGCUAGCUGGAAGUCUCGACAUGAUCCAGAAAUUCUUGCACAAUGCUGAGAUGCGUGCCAUCACCAGCGAUGCUGCUGUCAAGAGCUGGUUGAAGAAGCUUGAAGACGUGGCGUUCGAUGCUGACAAUGUUUUGGAUGAAAUCAACUAUCAUAUUCUCUCCAAACAAAUUAAGGCCACCAAACCCAUGAAGGCGAAGAUAUUAUCAGGCUUCUCAUCAUCCGUCAAUUCUAUUGCGCGUCCGAGAAAUAUGGCUGUUAAAAUCCAAGAAAUCAAUGAGAAUUUGGAGUCCAUUAAGAAAGAGGCCACCGACCUUGGCCUCGUAGUGAGGCUUGCCAUUGCCAAUGAGCCCACUUUGGUUGAUGCUUCUUUGGAAACUGAUUCGUACACUCUUGAUCCAAUUUUUAUUGGAAGAGAUGAUGCUGUGUCGGAAAUAGUUGAGAUGCUUACCAAUACCAUCACAACUGAUGAACGCGCAGUUUCCAUCAUUUCCAUUGUCGGGAUGGGGGGAUUGGGGAAGACGACAUUGACUAGGAAAGUUUUCAAUCAUCUGAAGGAUGAGAAUCAGUUUGGAUUACAUAUUUGGGUGCAUGUUUCCCGAAAUUUUGAUGCAAUAACUCUUUUGAAGACAAUUCUCAAGAACUUAACUCCUUGUCAAGUUGAAAAUGCGAGCAAGGAAGAUAUUCUUGCAAAGCUUAAAGAAGCUUUGGAAGAUAAAACGUAUCUUCUUGUACUUGAUGAUGUAUGGAAUGAAGAUACUUCCAAAUGGGAAGAUUUUAUCAAUUCCUUGUUGGGAGUUAGUUUUGUUAAGGGAAAUGCAAUUGUUGUUACCACCAGAAGUAUGACGGUUACUUCAAUUGUGAAUCCACUUCAUACAUAUGAGUUGAAAGGCUUAUCGGAGGAAGAGUGUUGGUCAAUAAUCAAAGAAAAAACAUUCGGAAAAGAAGAUGUUCCGUCAGAAUUUGAGGCAAUUGGGAGAAAGAUAGCAAUAAGGUGUCAAGGUUUGCCAUUAGCGGCCAACGUAGUUGGGGGAGUGCUGCGCAUUAAAUCUGAGGAAAAAUGGCUUUCAGUCGAGGAGAAAUGGCUUUCAGCCGAUGAAGGAGGAGAUAAUAUCAGAAAAAUAUUGAGACUGAGCUUCGAUAAUUUGUCUUUGCCAUUACUUAAGAAGUGCUUCGCUUACUGUGCGAUGUUUCCUAAAGGCUACCAAAUCAUCAAACAAGAACUGAUUGAGAUGUGGAUGGCAGAAGGUUUUCUUCAAGCUGAUGGUAGGGAUGACAUGGAGUCCGUGGGCGAAAAAUUUAUCAACCUUCUUCUGCACAACUCUUUACUGCAAGUUUCAAAGAGAGAUAUUUAUGGAAAUGUAAAGAAGUGUGGCAUGCAUGAUCUUGUGCACGAUCUCGCUUGUUCUGUUUCGAGUUCGUCUAACAGUACAGGUGGUAGCAGCCGAGUUCGAUACAUAAUUCUCGGAGACAACUAUUGUGGAGACGAAUCAAAUCGUAUCCCAAAAGAAAUGGCAAAGUCUUUGCGUACAUUACUAAUAGCAUCCAAAGCUGAUAUUUCUGUCAACUUCUCAGACUUGGUAACAUCCAAAGGUGAUAUUUCUGAUAUUAACUUCUCAGACUUGGUGACAUCCAAAGGUGAUAUUUCUGAUAUCAACUUCUCAGACUUGGAAAGUUUGCAUGUUUUACAUCUUCACUCUGAAGUUAAAAAGCUGCCAAGUUCGAUUCGGAAGUUGAUACAUUUGAGAGAUUUUGACAUUUCAAAGACAAGUAUUGAAGUUUUGCCGGAUUGGAUUGGUGAAUUCUUACACUUGCAGACGUUGAGAGUAGAGUUAAGAUGGUUGAGAAAACUGCCAAGUACCAUUAAGUACUUGAUUAACUUGAGGCAUCUUUAUAUUACUGAGGAUGUAGAGUUGCCUAUGGGAAUUGGGAGAUUAACUUCUCUCCAAACGCUAACGCACUUUCCAGUGGGCGACCAGAAUGGCUGCAAGAUUGAAGAGCUUGGAAGUUUGAAUAAUCUUAAAGGAGAGUUACGGAUUCUCAAUCUCAAAACGGUUCAUGACAAGGAAGAGGCUUGGAAAGCGAAUUUAUUCAAAAAGUCAAAAAUAUUGAAGUUGCGUUUGGAAUGGGAUAGAUAUGGCAGAAGAGAAGGUGGAACAUAUGAUGAGGAUGUAUUGGAAGGCCUUCAACCUCAUUCAGAUCUGAGGGAGUUAGAGAUUUUCAAUUACAAAGGCAAAAGAUUUCCAUUAUGGACUGAGAAGAUGUCAGUUCGAGAUGCGCCUCAAGGCUCUUGGGUGCUACUUAACAAGUUGAUGUCGUUAACACUCUGGAACUGCAAUGAAUGUGAAGAGAUCCCAAUGUUGGGACACUUGCCCAAUCUCAAGUCCCUUGAGUUGAGAUGGUUGAUCAAUUUGAAGUGUAUAAAUUCAUCACUCUAUGGAACUGUGAACAAGGACACGCGCAUUGUUUUUCCAGCUCUCGAGAGGUUGGAAUUGUAUUUUAUGCCUAAGCUGGCAGAGUGGGCAGAAAUAGAAAUUUCGGAUGGAAGUGAAGUGAAGCUAUUUCCUCGCCUCCAACAUUUGCAAAUUAUGUGGUGUAAGCAAUUGACGAGUGUUCCAAGUCAUGUCUCGUCAUGCCUUGAAGAAUUGAGGAUUGAGGAGAUCGGUGUAGAAUGUCUGCCAGCUGAUUGGUUAUUGAGUAACAGCGAGACUCUCUCGAAGUUGUAUAUAGAGGACUGCCCCAAUUUGAGAGAAAUAUCAGAUAGGUGGGGAGAAGAAGAAUCAGAAGGAAGAAGCUUCACAAUCACAUCCCUCCCUAAAUUCCCUCGUCUAACAUUUGUGCAUAUUGAAGGCGUUCCUAAGUUAAGUUUGGAGACUGUGGAUGCCAUAUUGCAAGGAUGCCGCCACUCUCUUCAUAAGUUAUAUUUGAAGGGAAUGGAAAGUUGGGAAUGCAUGCCGGAAUCAAUUCAACAUCUUACAUCUCUUUAUUUCUUAUGCUUAAGGGAUUUUGGAAUGGAAGAGUUACCUGAAUGGUUGGGGAACCUCUCAUCUCUAAAGGAAUUGAAUUUAUUUAACUGCAAAAGGCUAAGGCGUCUACCAUCCAUGGAUGCAAUGCGGUGCCUCACAACAUUAAAAGUACUAUUUAUUGAAGAUUGCCCGGAAUUAGUGAUUGAAAGUGAGGCAACUGAUUCUGAAUGGCCCAAGCUUUCCCAUAUCCCCAGCAUCUACAUUGAUGGCUCCAAAUACGGUGACGAAUAAAGUGAAAGAAGCAAACAGUUGUGUUUGAGGUGCCUCCAAAGAAUUAGGAGGUGAAGGAAGCGAUCCAGUGAAGAAGGAAUAAAACGACGACAAUGUAGUUGUUGAGUCUGAAGAGAAGGAUGAUGACAAAAAUUCAGACAGCAUUGUUGAAGAUGAAGAUAGAGAAAUAGAGGAUUCAGCAGCUGUGGAAGUUGAAUCCAGUCCCAGCAAAAAGGGAGGUAGCCAGCUUUUUCCAUUUCUUGAUGAAUGAAUGCCUAUUUCUUAUGUUUGAAUAUUGAGGCAUGCUAGCUUGAAUUUGAUGAAAUGGUGUUGGGGGUUGUAUCAGUUAUAUCAAUA
Molecule: messenger RNA, 3953 nt
Organism: Salvia miltiorrhiza (redroot sage)
Lineage: Eukaryota; Viridiplantae; Streptophyta; Magnoliopsida; Lamiales; Lamiaceae
Product: putative disease resistance protein RGA3
Exons: 4
Coding region: 255-3617 (1120 amino acids)
Biological process (GO): defense response to other organism
Molecular function (GO): ADP binding
Source: RefSeq, a predicted model, not a curated record